Molecule: messenger RNA, 462 nt
Organism: Lasiosphaeria miniovina
Lineage: Eukaryota; Fungi; Ascomycota; Sordariomycetes; Sordariales; Lasiosphaeriaceae
Exons: 2
Source: RefSeq, a predicted model, not a curated record
AUGGGCAAUAUCCCGACCAACACACCGGCACUUGUCGUCUUCCCCGGACUAUGUUGCACCACGGACCGCAACUUCACCAGCUACGGCAUCGGCGUCGUGCAGAACGGUCGCAACACGACCUACUACCCGACCUUCUGCAAGUCGCCGCAAGGCCUGCGCCUGUGGGGAUUCUACUACGCGCUGACGGCCGACGGGCAGCUACCACGAGACGCUGCGCAUGGGCGCCGGCAUGUUCGAUAUCACCGACAUCCCCGGCAGCUGUCGUACUGUGCGGUUGGUGUCUUCGUAAGCUUGGGAAGCUCAGAGGUCAACACGUUUGGCUGAGACUGGGAAUUACGCGAGGAACAAGGCGUAUAUGUGCGUUUCUUCUGACUGAAGAAAGGAAUGACAAGAGAGCAUACGAAUAUCAAAGAGAACCUGCUGCUCACUGUAGGCAUCCAAUUACCUAUUACCUUAGGUACU